UUGCUGCUACGCUUGGUUUGGUUUGCUUACCAGAAAGAAAUUGGUUCAUGAUCUUCGUGUUUGAAGUGAUUUAGUUUAAAACAGAAAGUGCUAAUAUCCCUGAAGCUUCCAUCAUGAGUAAUCGGGAGAUUCAGGGUUCGACGAGGGUGACUAGGAAGGGACUCAAGACCCUGCAGCACACGGCUUCUGACCGAGAAAACUUAGUUGGCAGGCCUUCAAAAACUCUUAAGCAUCAACUAAGCCAGGAUUCGCCAGUUGAUGUUGAAGUCAAGCGCAAGAAUUUGUCAACCAAGGAGACUCAAGCCAACUUUGACACUAAAAUAUCUGCGGAUGACCUUACCAAUCCUGAAGGAGCAUCGGAGAAGUAUUGGCAAAUCCUAGCAGAGAAGCGGCAAGUUGCUCUACAAGAUGCCUUGGAUGAGAAUGAAAAGCUCCGCCAAAUGAUUGAGGAGUUGAAGGAAAAGAAUGCAGAAUACAAGCAGAUGUUGGAGGAGGCCAAUAGUUUUAUUGAAGUCAUUAAGGAGGAGUUGAAUACUGGCAGCAACGACGACACGGGUAUCGACGUGAACGAUGUCAGCACGGCUGACGAGACCACAGAAGACCCAGAACCCUCCCCGAAGACUCCCAAAAAGAAGUAACUUGUAGUUAUGUUCGCUUAGUCACUUGAAAAAUUAUGACUUUGCGAAUUAACAUAAGUCCUUAAGGAUAUAAAAAAAUGGACUACCUAUCAAUUGGAUUAUUGUAAUGUAACAUCUCAAAAAGAGUUUUUGCCAGAUUUACAAUUGCAUAGUUUUGCCAGUUAGAUUUAGACCAAGAAAAAGCCUGCAGCGAUUUUGAUCAAACGUCAAACUUCUAUGAAAUUAUGACAAAUAACACUUGCCCAGCGUGGACUAUCAAAACCGCUGCAGACUUUUCUUGGUCUAACUCUAAACAAUUGGUAAUAUUUUGAUUGAAAGGGACACAAAGUAACAUAUAACUUUGAGUAUUGUUCAUAGCUGGUAGUUUAACAAUUACUUAAUCGCAGACUUAUAGGUUCCACCAUGUUUAAAUAAUCUGAUUGGUAGUUUGUCUAUGUAUAUGUAGUAUUAGUAUAGUACCAAAUAACUACUUAAAAAUUCAAUCUAUGUAUCAGUCACUCUACACAGCACCUAAUUUUCCCGUCUUUAUUAUGUAUAAAUAGUUAGUAAGUAAGUAAAAAAGAUAGUAACUUAAAUAACAAUAUUAAAAGUUGUGUAAUUUGAGUUAAUAUAUUAUCAUACUUGUUUAGAUUUAAGCUGGCAUCUCACUUUAUUAUAUUUUUCAAUAUUAUUUCCAAACUAAUGCAUUUUUCUAUGAUUAUUCGACCUUUAGCCAUCUAAGCACUAAAUAAUAUGCCAGAUUUUUGUGUAGGUAGGUAAUUGUUUUUUCUAUUAAAAAUUUAAGCUCAACCUAGUGAUUUUAGAGCAACUUUUUAGAAUGAAGUUUCUUUAGUAUUAAGUGAGUUCCUCUAUUUUUCCUUUCCACAUUAUAUGUAGUUGAAAUAUUAAAAUAACUAAUAAAAA
This is a messenger RNA of Cydia fagiglandana, 1541 nucleotides long. It is a transcript of the gene geminin, whose product is annotated as geminin. The record is from RefSeq and is a predicted model, not a curated record. The transcript has 5 exons. Bases 114 to 638 code for a protein of 174 amino acids. Gene Ontology annotation, cellular component: nucleus. Lineage: Eukaryota; Metazoa; Arthropoda; Insecta; Lepidoptera; Tortricidae. Gene Ontology annotation, biological process: negative regulation of DNA replication; negative regulation of cell cycle.